Molecule: messenger RNA, 1230 nt
Organism: Fomitopsis serialis
Lineage: Eukaryota; Fungi; Basidiomycota; Agaricomycetes; Polyporales; Fomitopsidaceae
Product: pectin lyase-like protein
Exons: 15
Coding region: 1-1230 (409 amino acids)
Biological process (GO): carbohydrate metabolic process
Molecular function (GO): polygalacturonase activity
Source: RefSeq, a predicted model, not a curated record
AUGCUCAAAGCGGCGCUGACACUCAUAUCUCUCGCUGCGAGCGCGCUCGCAUGGGACACCGUUUGCGCGGUCAAGCCCCUUGGUGGAGGACAGGAUGACGGACCGAACAUCAAUGCCGCGUUCGAGGAGUGCUCGAACAAUGCAGCAAUCAUCCUCGACGGAUACUACAGUGUCAACACCUUGCUCUUGGCCGAGGGUCUGAGUCAUGUUGACAUUGUCUUGAGCGGGACAGUGCAAUACACGCCUAACAUCGCUUACUGGUCCCCGAACAGUCUGUAUUUGACUUUCCAGAAUGCGACAACUUUCUGGUUCUUGUCCGGAGAGUAUAUUCACCUCUACGGCGGCGGUACGAUUGAUGGCAACGGGCAAGUAUGGUGGGACACGUUCAAUACCACUGGGAACUCGGGUACUGCUGGCGGCUCGUCUAGGACCUUCGCCCGGCCGAUUCCACUUACCGUCGGGAAUGCAUCGCACGUCAUAGUUGAGGAUAUCACGGAGAUUGGCUCCCCGUUCUGGAACAACUUUGUGUAUCAAAGUACAAAUGUUACUUACAGCCGUAUCAACAUCAGCUCGGUGUCGUAUUCAAGUGCUCCGACGGCAAACUCAGAUGGGUGGGACAUAUAUAGGUCCUCGUAUGUCACUAUUCAAGACUCCACUGUCAACAACGACGAUGAUUGUGUCUCAUUCAAGCCAAAUUCGACCAAUAUGAUCGUGCAGAACAUGUGGUGCAAUGGCUCGCACGGCAUUUCCGUCGGCAGUCUCGGGCAGUACGCGGGCGAGACCGACAUCGUCGCAAAUGUGUUCGUGAACAACAUCACAAUGCGUAACGCGGAGAACGGUGCACGCAUCAAAGUGUUCGGUGGUAGCCCCUACGCCAAUAGUACCGCGGGUGGCGGCAGUGGAUACGUGAGGAACAUCACCUUCCAAAACUUCUACGUGUACAACGUCGACAACCCGAUGUAUCUCAACCAGUGCUACUCGACGCCUGCGGACACCUGUGAGGAGUACCCAAGUACCCUCUCUAUCUCCGAUGUCCACUACAUCAAUGUGACGGGGACCUCGUCCGGCGAAGAGGGCAGCGUCGUCGUCGACCUGGAGUGCUCAGCCGAAUGCGAGGACAUCACGGCGACUGGCACGCAGUUGACCGCGCCGAACGGCACCGCGACGUACGUCUGCGCGAACAUCGCAACCUUGAACGAGCUUGACUUUAACUGCACUGCGCUUUCAUGA